AUGGUUACAAAUCCUGACAUGUUAUGGUUAGUCAUCACAAGCGGUAUAGCAUGUUUUUUUAUGGCAUUUGUUACAGGAGCCAAUGAUAUAGCAAAUACAUUUAGUACUUCUAUUGGAUCGAAAGCAAUAUCAGUAAAAAAAGCAAUCAUAGUCGCAUUUUUUUUUGAAGCAUUAGGAGCAAGUUUGUUAGGUGGAACUGUUACAGAUUCAAUACGUUCGAAAAUUAUAAAUUUUGAAGUAUUUUAUGAUGCACCUGAAUUUUUAAUGUUGGGUAUGUGUUGCGCCUUAAUGGGCGCAACUGUUUGGUUGGCUGUUGCAACAUUUGCUGGUAUACCUGUUUCAACAACACACAGUAUAAUAGGGGCUUUGAUGGGUUUUGGAUUAGCUACAGGAAAUAAAAAGUCAAUAAAAUGGGAGAAAAUACAUAGUAUUGUUAUUUCAUGGUUUGCAGCUCCAUUAUUAGCAGGAACAUGUUCAGCUUUGGCUUUUUCUUUAUUGCGCAUAUUAAUACUAAGACGAAAUAACUCUUUUUCUAUUAUUAAGAGAUCAUAUUGGUUUUUAAUUUUUUUAAUAACUUUACCCUUUAGUGUAUUUUUAGUGUUUCAAAACCCAAUUGUGCUAGAUAUAAGAUGUACAAUGCUUAAAGAUGAUAUAAUAGUAAUUUCUUCACCAUGUUAUCUUCAGGAUUGGAGCGCAGCUCAUGUUUUGUAUUCUUUAUUUAUAUGCUUAGGUAUAUCAAUAUUUUUAACAUGUGUUAGUUCAUUUAUUAUUUAUGUUAUAUAUAGAAAUAGAAUAAGGGAUUAUCACUUAAAAAAAAAAAUUUAUGGAGAUGAAAUGAUUGAUUUAGAAAAAAAUGAUAAAGGGAAUUUUUGUAAUGUAAAAAAUAGUAGCUUAAAUUCAGUAGCAUCAAAUGAAACACAGGGAACACAAAGUAAUGCACGUAUUCCUAGUGAAAUUAUUGAAAAAAAAAAAGAUGAUCACGAAAAAGAUUUUCAAAAUAUUAUUAAUAUAAAGAAAAUAAAUUUUAAAAAUGAUAUAAUAGACGAUAAAAAGUCACUAGAAAAUAAUAAUUUACCGGAAAUUUUAAUUGAAAAUUUUGAUCCAGAAACAGAAAUAGUUUUCUCUUCAUUACAAAUUAUAAGUGCAAUUUUAGGUGUAGUUGCACAAAGUGCAAAUGAUACAGCCAAUGCAAUUGGUCCAUUUGCAGCUGUAUUUAAUACAUAUAAUAAUGGAAUUAAAGGAAAAAUAAAAGUUCAGUGGUAUAUUUUAUUAUUUGGUGGUUUAUCUAUGUCCUUAGGAUUAUCCUUGUUAGGAUAUAAAGUUAUUAAAACUGUUGGAAUGAAACUUAUUAAAAUUACACCUUCUAGAGGUUUUACUGUGGAACUAAUAUCAGGGUUAAUCGUCUUAUUUUUUAGUAUAUGUGGUAUCCCAUUAAGUUCUACACAUUGUGCCGUUUCUAGUGUUAUUGGUGUUGGUUUAGUUGAAGCCAAAAUAUCAGCAAAUAAAAGAAAAAACUUGAAAAUAUUAGAUGAUUCUAUAGAUGUUGAUAAAGAAAAAAAUUUUAGUAAAAUAAAAAAGAAAAAAUUUUCUUUAUCAUUUUUAAACACCUCAUGUGUAAAUUUAAAACUGUUUAGAACUGUGUUUUUAUCAUGGAUAAUAACGGUUUUUUUUUCGGCUAGUGUAACGGCGGCUAUUUUUUCAUUUGCAGCAUAUAGUCCUUCAUAUAAAUUUUAA
Messenger RNA from Plasmodium gallinaceum, 1734 nucleotides. RefSeq names its product sodium-dependent phosphate transporter, putative (gene PiT). Bases 1 to 1734 code for a protein of 577 amino acids. The record is from RefSeq and is a predicted model, not a curated record. NCBI's taxonomy places the organism in Eukaryota, Apicomplexa, Aconoidasida, Haemosporida, Plasmodiidae. Gene Ontology annotation, biological process: phosphate ion transmembrane transport. The transcript has 2 exons. Gene Ontology annotation, cellular component: membrane. Gene Ontology annotation, molecular function: phosphate transmembrane transporter activity.